Messenger RNA from Leptonychotes weddellii (Weddell seal), 1320 nucleotides. The record is from RefSeq and is a predicted model, not a curated record. Lineage: Eukaryota; Metazoa; Chordata; Mammalia; Carnivora; Phocidae.
AUGCUCUUGCCCAUCACGACGCUGAGCUCCAGCCCCCAGGGUGGGACGGCUUACCAGGCUGCGGAUUCCAGUCAGAGCUUUCCAACUCAGAUGCACCUGCCAGUUACAAGAGUGAUAGAGGGCCGAGGGGUCACAGACAACGUGCCGCGGUUCUCCUCGCUGCCGCCCUUCCUGCCUGUGAGCUACCACAUCCUCGGAGCAGAGACCUCCUUCUUCCUGAAGGAGACCAACCAGGACGUCAUGCGCAACUCCAGCCUGCACACCAGGGUGGAGUCCUUCUUCACAUACAAGGCCAAGAGGCCCCCGGUACUCAACGCUAGCUACGGGCCCUUCUCCGUGCAGAAGGUCGUGCCUCUGGAACUGAUGGUCACUUCGAACUUUCUAGGUCCAACCAGUAAAUUCGGUCUCAACUGGAAACUGAAGGCGCACAUCCUGCGGGACAAGGUGUACCUGAGCCGGCCCAAGGUGCAGGUGCUCUUCCACGUGCUGGGCCGGGACUGGGCGGCGCAGAGCCCCGGCGAGAGGCUGCCCUGCCUGCGCGUGUUCGCCUUCCGCGAGACCCGGGAGGUGCGGGCCGGCUGCCGGCUGCAGGGGGCCCUGGGGCUGUGCGUGGCCGAGCUGGACCUGCUGGCCGCCUGGUUCGGGCCCCCCAGCGUGGUGGCCGGGAGGAAGAAGGCGCCCGGGCCGCCCGAGGGGAGCCCCGUGGAGCUCUACUACUCCGUGCAGCCGGGGGACGCGCGCGGGGACUGUGCGGCUGGCGACGUCCGGAAGGGCAACGCCAUCCGGCCGGGGAAGGACGGGCUGGACGAGGCCGUGCCCCACCUGCAGAGGAUCGGUGCUGUCAGCCUCUAUCGGGUCCAGGACACUGCCCAGCUCAGCGAGCUGCGUUUGGACAGCAACGUGGUCAUCUGGCUGCCCUCCCGGCCAGUCAAACAAGGAGACGUGGUCACCGCCUAUGUCACCAUGGCCAGCAAUUCCACCGUGGACCUCUUCAUCCUGAGAAGCAGCAGCUUGUUCAGCGAGGUCAUGCAGAUGAACUUCGAAAUAGCCAGCUUCAGCAGCCUCUCGGGGACGCAGCCCAUCGCCUGGCAGGUGGAAUAUCCACGGAGAGCGACCACAGACAGCGCUGUGUCCGAGAUCUUCAUCAGCCAGAAGGACCUGGCUGGCAUCGUUCCCCUGGCCACGCCGUCCUUCCCACCUGUGCAGCAGGGCACAGACCCCGAGGGAUCAGCAUACCCGCACCCAGGAAGCUCUCCGCACUGCGGCUCCCGGGAGCGGGCAGACACUGAGUCCAGCUCCCUGGGCCCGCCUGGGGGUUGA